AUGUUUGAAAUGACUCUAAUAUGGAGAUCCGGAGGCACACCGAUCGGGCUCCUUAUACACAGGGACUUCUCUGGCCGUGUUGUAAUAGCGAUGGUUGAAAGUGGAUGCACUGCAUCCAAGGUGGUCAAGGCUGGAGAUAUUCUCUUGAAGGUGAACGCCACCGAUGUAUUCGAUAGGGACGUGGCUCGCAAGUUGAUUAUGGAGAGUAUAAACUCGUCAAAACGAGUAACUCUGACACUUGAACGAUGCGUAUUUGCACCUCUGCCUCCAUUAAUUCCAAGAAGUCAAGGCGCCCCUGGUGCACCCGGGGCCCCUCCCGGAGCUUCUACACCAGCACUCGAAGCUCCUAAAGCAUCGUCCUCGGGGACUGCACUGAAAUCCUUC
Molecule: messenger RNA, 384 nt
Organism: Cooperia oncophora
Lineage: Eukaryota; Metazoa; Nematoda; Chromadorea; Rhabditida; Trichostrongylidae
Source: the annotation of a GenBank genome assembly